Mesocestoides corti is the source of this 840-nucleotide messenger RNA. The record is from the annotation of a GenBank genome assembly. Lineage: Eukaryota; Metazoa; Platyhelminthes; Cestoda; Cyclophyllidea; Mesocestoididae.
AUGGCGAACGAAGACAAUGAUUUCCAAUGGAAAGAGAGUAAAUUUUUAAAUGUUGAGUUGUGUCGACCGGGUGUUGUACAAGGCAAAGUGACCGAGUACUGUUGCUAUGGCUACUGCAUCGACCUGUUGCGUCGAUUGGCCAAUCGCACGGGCCCCCACCAGAACGCCACCGCCUUCACCUACGAACUGCAUCUCGUCGGAGACGGUCAGAUGGGCGAGGAGGUGGUCAUGCAGACCAACGAGACCAAAGUCUGGACAGGCAUCGUCGGCGAGCUGUCUUCGGGGCUGGCUGACCUUUCCGUUGCUCCAAUGACAAUCACGCCUGAAAGGGUCACCCGAUUGGAGUUCACGAAACCCUUCAAGUACCUCGGCAUCACCAUUCUUGUCAAAAGGGAGAGAUCGAAAUCCAACUUGGCGUCCUUCCUCCAACCAUUCGAAAGCACUCUUUGGGUGUUAAUUGGGGUAUCGGUGAACGUCGUCGCUCUCUUCCUCUACCUCCUCGAUCGAUACUCCGCCAUCCGCUGCUUCCACCGCAAGAGCACAGACGCUGAGAAGCACAGGCACGACAAGGCGAACACCCCCUCCACCGCCUCCAGUGGAGCCAAACCCGACGAAUUCAACCUCACCUCGUCCAUGUGGUUCACGUGGGGCAUCCUGCUGAACUCGGGCAUCGGUGAUGAGACCCCGAAGGCCUUUUCUACGCGAGCUCUUGGCAUGGUGUGGGCGGGUUUCGCAAUGAUCAUCGUCGCCUCGUACACCGCUAACUUGGCGGCAUUUCUGGUCCUUGAUCGACCCGAAGCUUCCAUCUCUGGCAUUGACGAUCCGAGGGUGCGUUCGUGA